This is a messenger RNA of Elgaria multicarinata webbii, 1308 nucleotides long. RefSeq names its product calcium voltage-gated channel auxiliary subunit gamma 7 (gene CACNG7). The record is from RefSeq and is a predicted model, not a curated record. Gene Ontology annotation, cellular component: AMPA glutamate receptor complex; postsynaptic density membrane. Gene Ontology annotation, biological process: neurotransmitter receptor internalization; positive regulation of synaptic transmission, glutamatergic; postsynaptic neurotransmitter receptor diffusion trapping. Lineage: Eukaryota; Metazoa; Chordata; Lepidosauria; Squamata; Anguidae. Gene Ontology annotation, molecular function: voltage-gated calcium channel activity; channel regulator activity. Bases 319 to 1164 code for a protein of 281 amino acids. The transcript has 6 exons.
GGAUGAAGCAAACUUCUGGAUGGGGCCUUCAGCAGUAGAGCCCUUUCGUUUGGGGGUCGCGUAGCGCUGGGCCCUUGCACACAGCGGCCAGAUCUCCAGCCCGCUUCCCCCUGAAGGGAGAGGAAAGGGUGACUUUCCCCUCGGCACACGCGCGCACACACACACACCUGGGGACGUCGGAGCGCCCGAAAAGCAGGAAUAAAAAGCAGGAAAGCGAUGCAGGUGCGGUGGAAGAGCAAGGAACUCCGAGCCCCCGCGGGAUUCUAACAGCAAGGUCCUUGCGCUGCAUUUGGCCAGUGGCUCCCCCUGUCACCUAGGAUGAGUAACUGCAGUAGCCGCGCCCUGACCCUGCUGUCUAGUGUUUUCGGAGCGUGUGGGCUGCUCCUGGUGGGCAUCGCCGUCAGUACUGACUACUGGCUGUUCAUGGAAGAAGGGAUUGUGUUUCCGCAGAACCAGACCACUGAGAUAGUCAUGGCGCUCCACGCUGGCCUCUGGAGGGUCUGCUUCUUUGCUGGUCAGAAAAAAGGCAGCUGUGUUGCUUCCGAAUACUUCCUAGAGCCCAGGCCUGACCCUGAUCCUGAAGGCCCCCUCGUUACGGAGAACACCGAAAACAUCCUCAAAACCAUUCGCACAGCCACCCCUUUCCCCAUGGUCAGCCUCUUCCUCGUCUUCACAGCAUUUGUCAUUAGCAACAUCGGACAUAUCCGCCCUCAGAGGACCAUCCUGGCUUUUGUUUCUGGAAUCUUCUUCAUUCUCUCCGGGCUCUCUUUGGUGGUGGGCUUGGUCCUGUACAUUUCCAGCAUCAAUGACGAAGUGAUGAACCGUCCCAGUGGCUCAGAGCAGUACUUCCAGUACCGCUAUGGAUGGUCCUUUGCGUUUGCGGCUUCUUCCUUCUUGCUCAAAGAGGGUGCAGGCGUUAUGUCUGUCUACCUUUUCACCAAACGCUACGCCGAGGAGGAGAUGUACCGCCCCCACCCAGCUUUCUACCGCCCACGCCUGAGCGACUGUUCCGACUACUCAGGCCAGUUCUUGCACCCCGAGGUGUGGCACCGUGGACGCAGCCCCUCGGACAUCUCCAGCGACGUUUCCAUCCAGAUGACUCAGAACUAUCCACCAGCCAUCAAGUACCCUGAACAUAUGCACAUAUCCACCUCACCUUGCUAGAUGCACCAGAGAACAUGCUGGUCAAGGAAGCCAGCCUUCGCUUGCAGACUAUACUGUCCUACUCCUACCUGCCUAGGAGACUCCUCUACCAGUGGGGGUCGUCUUUCCCUCUCUGAAGACUCUUUACCACCUGCUCUGCUAGAA